CCGCCGGCAGCCGUGACCUUGCCAUCCCGCAGCCUUGGGGACAGCCCUGGGGACAGCCGCGCUGGAUCGGGGAGCCGCCGUGGGAUGUGAUAGCGGCGGAUCGCACGGAAAUAUUUCUCCUGGGAAGGAGAGAGGCAGCCUCCUCCCGCGGUCGGGGGCCGACAGGAAAAGCGGAUUUAAAGAGCAUCUUUGCCCCUUUGUUGGAUGAGAAGGACAGGGGAGGACCGGCAGGAUGAGCACUAGCACAGUUCCCUAUCAGCAAAACCCCUACACCCCUGGGAGCAGCUCCUCCGUGAUCCAGUGCUACCGCUGUGGGGACACCUGCAAAGGCGAGGUGGUGCGUGUCCAGAGCAAUCACUUCCACAUCCGCUGCUUCACCUGCCAAGUGUGCGGCUGCGACCUGGCACAGUCGGGCUUCUUCUUUAAGAACCAGGAGUACAUCUGCACCCACGACUACCAGCAGCUCUACGGGACCCGCUGCGACAGCUGUGGGGACUUCAUCACUGGAGAGGUCAUCUCUGCCCUGGGGAGGACCUACCACCCCAAGUGCUUUGUCUGCAGCACCUGCAGGAAGCCCUUCCCCAUCGGAGACAAGGUCACAUUCAGCGGGAAGGACUGUGUCUGCCAAAACUGCUCCCACUCUCUCAUCAGCACCAAACCCAUCAAGAUCCACGGGCCGAGCCACUGUGCCGGCUGUAAGGAGGAGAUCAAGCAAGGCCAGUCCCUCCUGGCCCUGGAGAAGCAGUGGCACGUCAGCUGCUUCAAGUGCCAAACGUGUGGGAUCAUCCUCACUGGCGAGUACAUCAGCAAGGAUGGCAUCCCGUACUGUGAGUCUGACUACCAUGCCCAGUUCGGCAUCAAGUGUGAGACCUGUGACCGGUACAUCAGUGGCCGGGUCCUGGAGGCAGGAGGGAAGCACUACCACCCCACCUGUGCCAGAUGUGUCCGCUGCCACCAGAUGUUCACAGAAGGAGAGGAGAUGUACCUCACAGGCUCUGAAGUGUGGCACCCGAUCUGCAAGCAGGCGGCCAGAGCAGAGAAGAAGCUGAAGCACAGAAGGACGUCGGAAACCUCCAUCUCCCCUCCUGGUUCCAGCAUUGGCUCCCCAAACCGUGUCAUCUGUGCUAAAGUGGAUAAUGAGAUCCUUAAUUACAAAGACCUGGCAGCUCUUCCCAAGAUUAAAGCCAUCUAUGAAGUGCAGCGUCCUGACCUCAUUUCCUACGAGCCCUAUCACAGAUACACGUCGGAUGAGACACUGGAGAGAUAUAGCUAUGGGGAGUCCCUGGGGACCCUCUCCCCAUACUCACAGGACAUCUAUGAGAGCUUUGACACGCGGCAGAGGCGAGCCUCCAGCCCUGGCUACAUCGACUCCCCCACCUACAGCCGCCAGGGCAUGUCCCCCACCAUCCCCAGGUCCCCCCACCAUUUCUACCGCUCAGGCACCGAGAGUGGGCGCAGCUCCCCCUACUAUAGCCAGUUAGAUGUGAGGUCCUCCACUCCAACCUCAUAUCAAGCACCCAAGCAUUUCCACAUCCCAGCUGCCGGCGAGAGUAACAUCUACCGGAAGCCCCCCAUCUACAAGCGCCAUGACAACCCCUCUGCAGCCACAAAAAGCAAAACCAGUGAAGACAUCGCACAGUCAUCCAAGUACAGCCCUGCCUACUCCCCGGAUCCGUACUACCACUCCGAGUCGGAGUACUGGCCCUUCCAAGGCUCACCCAAAGCACCCCGGGCCCGGAGGUUCUCGUCAGGUGGUGAGGAGGAUGGGUACGACCGGGGCAUGCACAAGAUCCAGAGUGGCAUUGGCAGGCUGAUCCUGAGGGAGGAGAUGAAGGCUCGAUCCAACUCCUACGCAGACCCCUGGACACCCCCUCGCAGCUCGGCCAGCAGCAGAGAAGCCCUGCACACGACUGGCUAUGAGGGCUCCCUCAAUGGCUCUCCCAGAACCCACUACCUGGCCGACAGCGAUCCCCUCAUUUCUAAGUCGGCCUCCCUUCCUGCCUACAGGAGGAAUGGGCUGCACAGGCCUCCCAGCGCUGAGCUUUUCCACUAUGACAGCACGAAUGCCGUCAACUGGGGGAUGCGAGAGUACAAGAUAUACCCCUAUGAGCUGCUCCUGGUGAAGACAAGGGGGAGGAACCAGCUGCCCAAAGAUGUGGACAGGACUCGGUUAGAGCGGCACCUUUCCCAGGAGGAAUUCUACCAGAUCUUCGGCAUGACCAUUGCUGAGUUCGACCGCCUGGCCCUGUGGAAGAGGAAUGAGCUGAAGAAGCAGGCCCGGCUGUUUUAAAUGCAGUGCACUAUAAAUAUAUACAUACCUAUAAAUAUAUACAUAGAGAGAUCUCUAUAUUGCAGCUCUACAUGAUUCUCGGUGCUGUACGGGGCAGAGGUGCCCUCUGCGCCCCUGAGAGUGAAUUGGAGUCUUGCAGAUCAUUUUAUGCUCUGUGUUUCCUUUACUUUUCCAACCUUGUUUCUGUAUCACUCUGUGGGUUCUCCCGGGAGCUAAAGCCACAUGGUUCCUGAAGCAC
Messenger RNA from Neopelma chrysocephalum (saffron-crested tyrant-manakin), 2528 nucleotides. RefSeq names its product actin binding LIM protein family member 3 (gene ABLIM3). Gene Ontology annotation, biological process: cytoskeleton organization; cilium assembly; lamellipodium assembly. Gene Ontology annotation, molecular function: actin filament binding. Bases 233 to 2290 code for a protein of 685 amino acids. The record is from RefSeq and is a predicted model, not a curated record. The transcript has 23 exons. NCBI's taxonomy places the organism in Eukaryota, Metazoa, Chordata, Aves, Passeriformes, Pipridae. Gene Ontology annotation, cellular component: stress fiber; actin cytoskeleton.